Molecule: messenger RNA, 720 nt
Organism: Durusdinium trenchii
Lineage: Eukaryota; Dinophyceae; Suessiales; Symbiodiniaceae
Source: the annotation of a GenBank genome assembly
AUGAAGCAGACACUUGAGGAGCUGGAGAACGAACGGAGAAAGGGCAGCGAGCUGGAGACGCAGCGAGACCAGCUGGAGACACAGCUUCAGAUGCUGAAGCAAGCAUUAGAGGAGUUGGAGAGCGAGCACCUGGAGGCCUCCGCCGUGGCUGAAGGGCUCCGGAAGUCGUUCCUGGAAAGUGAAGAAAAAUGCAAAGAGCUUUGGUCAAAGAACCAAGAAGUGGAUUCGAAACUCAAUGAGGAACGGAAUGCAGCCAGUGAGCAACUGGCAAACCUCCAGGCACAAGUGCAGGCAAUGAAGGACACUGCCCAUGACCAAGAUGAGCAGUUGAAGGAGAAGCUGGAACAGCUCAGCGAAGCCAUGCGCCAGGUGGCCGAGUUGAAGGAGAUCCUCAAAGAGCGCGAUGCCACGAUCGACGACUACGAGGAUUUCAAGAAGUCUACAUUGCUGGACGAGUCCAAGCCACCCAAGGUUCUCGACGACACCUUCGCCAGUCCCUGCGGAGAACUCGAGGUCCUCGUCCGAUGCGGACCCGGGGGACCCGGCGGUCUGGAGCCGUCGCUCGAAGCGGAGCCUUUGCUUCUGGGUUUGGAGCACGCAGGACAUCCGCCGAGAAACCGGUAUGCUCACCACCUAUGCUGGCGAGAACCUGCACAAUUCAGCCGAACGGAAGAAGACCUGGUGCGAAUUUUUUCGGCCAUUUGGCCGCCGCACGGAUGA